This is a messenger RNA of Fusarium oxysporum Fo47, 1818 nucleotides long. RefSeq names its product arylsulfatase. The transcript is spliced from 2 exons. Lineage: Eukaryota; Fungi; Ascomycota; Sordariomycetes; Hypocreales; Nectriaceae. Gene Ontology annotation, molecular function: arylsulfatase activity. Bases 1 to 1818 code for a protein of 605 amino acids. The record is from RefSeq and is a predicted model, not a curated record.
AUGGGCUCUUUACCAUCUACACGACCGAAUUUCCUUGUUAUCGUCGCAGAUGAUCUUGGCUUCAGUGACUGCGGCUGCUAUGGCUCGGAGAUCCAAACGCCAAACAUUGAUCGUCUUGCGUCCGAAGUUGGAGGAAUUCGCUUCACAGAAUUCCAUGUCGCUGCAGCGUGUAGUCCUACGCGAUCUAUGCUCAUGACGGGCACGGAUCACCAUAUCGCUGGGCUAGGUCAGCUCCAAGAGAUUACCAGGAGCUCACCUGCUCAUAAAGGCAAGCCUGGCCACGAAGGCUAUCUCAAUGAGAGGGUUGUCGCACUUCCUGAACUGUUGAGAGAUGGCGGAUAUUUCACCUGCAUGAGUGGCAAGUGGCAUCUGGGGCUCAAGCCGGAGCAUCAUCCGAAUAGGAGGGGUUUCAAGAAGAGUUUAGCUCUACUCCCUGGAUGUGCGAACCACUACGCGUAUGAGCCUGAGUAUCAAGACCCUAAGUCUGAGCCGGGCAAGUUCUUCGAGACAGCUGUCCGAGCCCUCCACGCCGAGGACGGAAGGUUCCUUGCCGAAAGUGAACUUGGUCCUGACUGGUACUCCUCUGACGGCUAUGCCGACAAGCUUCUGAAUUACCUCUCGGACCGAACAGGGGAAGAGCGCCAACAGCCUUUCUUCGCGUAUCUCCCAUUCUCAGCACCGCACUGGCCACUCCAAGCUCCAAAAGAGACAUGCGACAAGUAUCGUGGUUUCUAUGAUGAAGGACCUGAGGCUCUGCGACAGAAACGUCUACAGAGGCUCAAAGAGCUUGGUCUGAUUGAUGAGUCGGCCGUGCCUCAUCCGGUGACCACUGUUCCCGGUGAACCUGCUGAGUGGGACCAGCUGGAUGACGAAACCAGAGCUGCUAGUGCACGUGCUAUGGAAGUCUAUGCUGGCAUGGUUGAUCGUAUGGAUUGGAACAUUGGCCGAGUGAUUCAAUAUCUCAAGGACAAGAAUGAGUAUGACAACACAGUCAUUCUGUUCAUGAGUGAUAAUGGAGCUGAGGGAGCGAGCUAUGAAGCUUUUCCUCUCGUCGGCUCUACCAUCAUGGACCAUGUGCAUAAAUACUACGACAACAGUUUAGAGAAUAUUGGUCGUGGGAACUCUUUCGUCUGGUAUGGCUCGAGAUGGGCUCAGGCGGCUACAGCACCUUCGAGGCUGUAUAAGAUGUUUUCGACAGAGGGUGGAUGUCGAGUACCCCUCGUUGUCAAACCUACGGCGGAAGCCGCAUCAAAGGCAAAGGACAGUGUCGUCACAGAUGCUUUCUGCACAGUCAUGGAUAUCGUUCCCACCAUUUUGGAAUACGCUGGUCUGGGCCAUCCUGACACCUACGCCGGAAGACCAGUCAUGCCUCUCCGCGGCAAAAGUUGGAAAUCCUUCCUCGACCAACUAGAUAAAAUGUCGCGAUCCUCACCAAUCCACGACAAGGACUAUGUCGCAGGUUUUGAAGUCGCAGGUUCAGGCGCUCUCCGUCGCGGACACUGGAAGAUCACCUACGUCCCAAAGCCAAAGGGCCCUCAAAGAUGGGAGUUAUUCAACAUCAAGAGAGAUCCUGGAGAGACGAAUGACUUGGCUGAAGCUGAACCUGAGUUAAUGGUGGAGAUGCUGAAGCUAUGGGAGGAGUAUAAAAACGAGGUCGGCGUGGUGGGAUUGGCGGGCGAAUUCCCGGGCAUGACUGGUAAGCAGGGGGCUCAGCAGGAUACCAUCCAGGAUGAGAUGGAGGACCCGUAUUCCUGGAUCAAGUAUAUAAAGAGACCGGGGAUUACACCAAAGGAGUUGAUAGGCAUUGUUCCAGUUUAA